AUGAAACGUUCCUGGAGCACAGCCAGCCAGGAGCAGGAGCUCGGCUUCAACGAACGGCCAGCAAGACGGCGUACACCACCGCUCAUCUCAAGCUUAAAGACAUCAGUUUCACCACCACCCAAGCGAAAACUAGUCUCCAAUCCAGAAAGCCAUGAGCUUGCCUCUAUCGAAGCAGGAGAAGUCGAAGUCACAGAUCAUCUGGGGAUAUUCUCAACCAAGCUCAGCCAAUGCGCUCGACCUCAAAGUAUCUCGCAAGCAGCACCGCGCUUGGCGAUCAAUGACUAUGUCAAUCUUUAUCGACGUAACAGUCAUCCCACGGGUCGCCACUUUGUCAUCCAUCAACAUGAUCAUCCUAUUGCGGGACCGCACUAUGAUCUUCGACUUCAGUUCUCUGAGACGAGUUCUGUGAGUUGGUCUAUCAUGUACGGAUUACCGGGAGAUCCGAAUAGUGAAAGGUUGAAUAGGAAUGCGACGGAGACUCGUAUCCAUUGUCUUUGGAAUCAUCUUAUUGAAACUGCGUCGGCUAAGACUGGGAGCUUGAUUAUCUGGGAUACCGGAGAGUAUGAGGUCUUGCCUUAUAACAAGGAUACGUCGUGUCCAGAGACCGAUGAGUCUCAAGCGGAUUCUUCUGAUGGUGAAGUUGCACGUCAAGAGUCGAUUUCGGAUAGUGCAAAACUGCAAGAGGCUUUCAAAAGUCGCAAAAUCCGUCUUCGCCUGCAUGGUACCCGUCUACCGCCAGGCUAUACCUUACUCUUGCGUAUGGACAAGUCUACCGACUACGCCCGUCCAGCACGAAAAGGGCCUAAACGACGGAGACGUGCUCCACAGUCCGCGACAGCACCGCCGCCGCCAGCUACCUCUAGUUCUGAGUCUCCAUCUCCCCCACCACCUGACGAGACACAGAAGCAAGAUGUUACCGAUGACCAGUUAUCAUUGCAAGAGUGCAAAUCCGAAGCAGAUCAUGCAAACCAUUCCGACGAUGAUAUCGACUACCAAAUCCGGAAAAACAAUGCAUACCCAGGGUCUUCUAACACGAUAGGCUCCAUCCACCAACGGAGAUGGUAUCUCAGCAUGGACCGUGAGAGCUCAGGAUUCGAACCCAGAAAGAUCUCUAUUGGAGAAGGGAGAUCGAAAAGAAUUUGGGUUCAGUCUGGCGAUGGUUCACCUACAGGGUCAAAAGGAUUUGAGCCAUUUUAUGUGCGUGGACCUGAAGUUGAGAGGAGUGUUGUCACUGGUCGUCGAGGACAGGAUGUUCUUGAGGAUGAAGAGGUGGAAGGGUUUAUUGCUCGGAAAGGGUGGAGGGCUGUUUUACGGUGA
Messenger RNA from Penicillium cataractarum, 1317 nucleotides. RefSeq lists its product as uncharacterized. Lineage: Eukaryota; Fungi; Ascomycota; Eurotiomycetes; Eurotiales; Aspergillaceae. The transcript is spliced from 3 exons. Bases 1 to 1317 code for a protein of 438 amino acids. The record is from RefSeq and is a predicted model, not a curated record.